This is a messenger RNA of Moneuplotes crassus, 6049 nucleotides long. The record is from the annotation of a GenBank genome assembly. Lineage: Eukaryota; Ciliophora; Spirotrichea; Euplotida; Euplotidae.
AGCAUUUUCGUUUGAAUACCUUGUGAUUGUGGUGUGUAUGAUUCAGCUUGGGUUGACGUGAGGCACAGGAUUCUUCCAAGAUGAGUUUUCAUGCCGAGCGUGACAUCCUAGUUGAGGAACAUGAGAUAGCUACACUGCUUGCUUGACUUGAGCUCCAGAGUUUGCAAUAAACACGACUACAGGGCUUUGUGAUGGUUCUGUAUGUGAAACAGGAAAAUUUUAUUCAAAAUCUUCACAAUCUUGUGUUGAAUGUGAUAGAAGUUGAUUAUAUCAAUGAGCAUAUCAGCCAAGUUGCCAUACUUGUCCACCUGGAGAAUAUUUUGACUUGGAUUCUUUCUUAUGUGUCUCCUCUUGUGACCUAAACACUCAGACUGCAAUCAAUGAUCCAAAGCUAGGAGGAAUUCCUCUUUGAAGAAGUUUUGAAUAUUAUGUCAAUCCAUUAAGCGCAAGCACUACAGAACUCGGAACUGUUAUGCAUCCAUAUAAAGAGUUAAAUUCUGUCUUUGCUGAGUUGUUUCUUUUUCAUUCUCACUCAGAUAGGGAGAUCACCAUCCACUUAUUUGAGGAUACUACAAACUAUGUGAGAGAAGGCACUUACUUGAUUAAUAUUGCUAAUGUCAGGAUUGAGUCUUACUCUACAGAAGACAUUCAAACUAGAAAAGCUAAGAUUGUAGGAAUUGAGAGUACAAGCGGUAGAGCUCCCACAUUAUUACCAUCUAAGUUCAUUUUACUAAACUCAUCCACGAUAGACUACACAACUGAGAUAUCAUCAGAUUCUCUCAUAUCGUCUGAAGAUAAAGAGUUGUUGCUGAGCUUAGGAAAUAUUAUCAUAAAGCUGUACAAGACUAGCUUAAUACUUGAUAACUUAUUCAUUUCCACUGAGUAUGCUAGCCUAAGCCUUGGCAAAGCAUUUUUAAACCCAAUACAACUUCUUGAAAAGAAAGUUACUAUCCAGAACUCUGUAAUUCUACAAGAGGGAAGUUUCUUGCAAACUUUUCAACAAAUGAAUCUUGAGGUAUUCAAUUCAGAAUUUGACUUACACAAAUCCCAAGGAGGGUUCAAUUUGCAGCUUUCGUGCAUACAAGCGCAGAGUAUGUUGCCAAUAUUGACUAAUAUUUCCAACACUAGAUUCUAUUUCUCUGAAGAUCCUUCUGAUAGUCUGACUACUAACUUUCCUCCAUUUGUGCAAUAUGGAGGUUAUGAUGUCUUCUUCUCAAAUGUUACACACUUGUUUUAUGGAAAUAGUGCCUCUAAUGGGUUCAAUUUUCUACUGAGGCCAGACUUGACAUGAGAUUCCACAGUAAUGGAGCAAAGAACUGUGAGUCUCACUGGUAUCAAGAUUGGAAGUGAUCCUUCUUGGAGUUAUGCGCCCGAAGAGAUGUAUUAUGGUGUGCAUAUCAGUGACAAUCCAUCUAAUCCUCUUGUAUCAAAGUAUGUGUUGAACAGUUUUGAGUUCACCAACAUUCAAGUCAACUAUCUUGAAUUGAUUAAUAUUCAAGGUAAUGGAAUCUCUCAAUGAGAGCUCUCUGAUAGUUCAUUUCUGAAUAUGGUAUCAAAGCUUGAACUAUUUAAGAUAGAUGGAUGACAAAAUCCAACCAUGCUCAACAACUCUUUUACAAACAUCACAAUGAUGCAGAAUGGCUUAAUUCUAUUCGAAGCAAUAGAUGGAGGAGUAAUGAAUUCUACUACUCUAAAUGACGUCCACCUUCUCGGUACAGGAAAAGUAAACCUAAUCACCUUCAUAAACUCUGGAGAAAAUCCCCUCCUCAUAACAAACUUCACCUUCCAAAAAGGCAGUAUCCACGACCACAAAACGCUCCUGAGCUUCACAAAUCCCACUGGCCACACCUCCCUCACCUCCAUAAACAUCACUGAUGUCUCUUCCAGCCAAUCCUCCUCCUACCUAAAACUGCUCAGCUCCAAAACCUCCACUCUCUCCUCCCUCACCUUCACGAACGCUUCUACCUCCUCAGACUCCGACACGACCAACAUCCUCCUCAACCUUCGUGAGAUGUCCUCCCCUUCAGACACCAACACAACUAUAAACUCUCUCACUGCUCUUAACUGCAGGACCAAGGUCAUCAGCAUUCAUAAUACAGAACAACUGGUGCUAAUAGACCAGUAUAUUACAGUGAAUGAUCUUGUGAUCAAGGAUCUUGAGUACCCUGACCCGGCUUAUUUGAUAGAGAAUAGUCAGAUAUUUUCAGAAGGGGUUUUUAAGGUGGUGUAUAAUAGAAUUCAUGCAGAGAAUAUUACAUUUGGAAAAAUUCAUAAUAUGAUAGGCUUUGCACAGAAAGUUGACCAGUUUUUUGAGAUUAAUGAUAGCAUUUUUAGGAAUAUUCACAAUAGUGCUAUUGAUAUUUCAGUGACUCAAAAAAGAACAGGUAUCCGUACGAGGAUUAAGUUUGACAAUAUAACUAUCGAGGAUUGGUACUGAAAUUAUUUCUCACUUAUUGCAAUUAUUACCAACGUCGAUCUACACAUUAGUAAUAGCAAGUUUGUGAGAGUCACGACUACUUAUAAUGCAGCCAUUGUUUGGAUCUAUAGCUCUAAUACGGAGGUUAUCAUGACUGAUACUCUUUUUACUCAGAAUGCUGCCAUAACCUCUGUCUUACUUCAUCUAGCAAAGCCUGGAGAUGUUCAAUGAAUAAGAUGAAAUAUUACAGAAAAUUUUGCAGUCAGCAACACUGUUGGUUUCCUUGAUGUUGGAGCUUCAGCACAAUUUUAUGAUAGUGAAAUCACAAACAACCAUGCUUAUACAAUUCCUGUACUUGACAUAUCACUUGCUGAGAAGAAAAGCGUCCUCAAUGGAUGUAGAAUUAGUAACAACACUGUCUUGUCAAAGGAAUAUAUUAGAAAUACUCUUAUGGAGCAGAGCCAUUUCCAUCCUCAAUUUAGCUCAAGGAUAAAAUCCCGCGACUCCUACUUCAACGGGAAAGAGAUAUUCGAUGCAGUUGUUAUAUCUCUCAUGGGAGAAAUUGAAAUUUCGAAUGGGACUGUUUUCUCCAGCCAAGCCAGGGCAAUCAAGGCAGUUGACUCUUCAGUCAUUAUGAAUGGAGUCAAAUUUCUAGACAUUCAAACUCAUAAGGACUUUAUAGUUUCUGUUCAGGGAAAUUUUGAUAUCUUGAACACUCUUGACUCAGAAGUUAAGGCCAACGGAAUCAUAUAUGAAAACUCCCAAGCACAAUUCAUGAAAAGUUCUUUCUGUACCUUGAAUUUUACUGGAUUCAGAGCUAAUGAUAUUUCUGAAAUUAAUUAUUUAUUCAGAAUCAUUUCAAGCAGAGAUAUUCUUAUGAAAGAUAGCACAUUCAAGCAGAUAUCACCUAAUAAUACUCUUUUUGAUAUUUAUAAAUCAGAGAUUUCUCUAUUUGAAAAUUUACAUAUUUCUGAAGUAUCAAGUUCUGCCAUGGAAUUAUCAUCCAGCAAGGCUGAUUUGUUCAAAAAUUUAACCGUUUCUAAAUGAGAUAAUUCAAUAUUGGUUCAAAAUUCAUUAAUAAAAAAUUGGCAAAGUUCUACUUUCCAGAAUUGUGGAAGUAUCGAGACUGAAACAGGAGGAGCCCUAAAUGUAGUCAAGAGUAAUAUUACACUUCAAGCAUCAUAUUUUAUUCAAAAUAAAGCCAAAAACGGGGCUGCCAUUGCAAUCAAUUGUGAUCAAAACUUUAAGUGAGAGAUUAUACUUAGAAACAGUUUUUUCGAGUCUAAUACAGCAGAAGUUCAAGGAGGUGGAAUUUAUUACAAUAUGAACAGACCAGUAAUGGAAGGAUUAGUUUUCACCAAUAAUAGUGCCCCCUAUGGCAAUAAUAUAGCGAGUUAUGCCUAUAAUAUUAUAUUUACCACAACAGAAAAGAAUACUAUGAAGCUAAAUUCUGUAGGAAGCUCCAUUCCAAUCGGAGAAAGUUAUGAAAUUAGAUUAGUAGACUACGAUAAUCAGACUAUGAAUUUAAUAAACACAAGGUCAGUAAAGCUACAAGCAGAAAGCUCAGAUUCUAAGAUUAAAGUUGGGGGAAUUAAUAAUGCAAGAAUUAUAAAUGGAGUUGCUAAUCUAUCAAGUUUUAACUUCAUUGCACCCCCAGGAUCUCAGAAUAUCACAUAUAAUAUUAUCUCAAGCCAUAUUGACAAUGAUAAGAUAGAUUUGCUUUCAAACGCUUCGAUGAAUCCUUUGAAGAAGGUAGAUGAAUCUUCCUUUGUGGUUGACUUUAGAUACUGAAAACCUGGAGAGUACCAAACAAAAGAAGAGCAAUGAAGAGAAUGUAGUAUCAAAACUUACUCUCUUGAAUGGAACUCUACAUUUUGUGAUACCUGAAUGCCAAAUGCUCAGUGUCAAGGCAAAGAUAAUGUUGAAGUCAAUCUAGGAUAUUGGAGAAAAAGUAUAACUUCUAACCAUGUUGCACAAUGACUUCGAGAAAAAUCAUGACUUGGAGGAUUCAGCCCUGAAAAUGAUCAUCCUGUUAAAUGAGAAAAAGGAUACGAAGGAUUUUUAUGUACAAAGUGCUCAAUAAUUGAGGGAGAAAAGUAUCAACCAUCUUCUAAUUAUGAAUGUCUCAAAUGUCCUUCUAAAGUAGUCAAUGCUAUUGAAUUCAUUGGGCUUCAGAUAUUUGGACUAUUUUUCAUUUAUUUCAUCAUCAUUGUUAAUAUCAGGAAGAGAAAUGAGAAUCAGUUUUCAAUUUUGAUGAGGAUAUUCACCAAUUACACUCAGCUGAUUGCUGCAAUUCUCUCAUUCAAUAUAAAGUUUCCAAAUCUAUUUGAAAAUGUUUCAUCUCAAUCGGAUAGAGUCAGUUCCCCAGAGAGGACUUUCUUCUCAUUUGACUGUUUUAUUGAGAGCAACGAAAUUAGAAUGUUUGCUCCUUCGAAUGCUUUAUUCAAGCUAAUAUUAUAUUUAAUCCUUCCAAUAAUCUUGAUCUGAAUUGUCACAGCAGGAAUUCUUCUCUACAGAUUGGUCAUGCAUUUCAUCAAGCCUGAAAUGACUCAUGAUUUGAAGAGAUAUAUUGCAAUCUCAUUCAUUUGCAUUAUAUUCAUCUUCCAUCCAACGAUGACAUUCCAAUCUUUGAAGGUGUUCCAGUGAGCAAUUGUGGAUGAAGGAGAUUCCAGAAUGAUGAUGCAUAUGGACUUCAGAUGUUACUCUAGAGAUCACCUUAAGUGGAUCUUCUUAGUUGGAUUCCCAAUCUUAAUAAUCUGGGUAAUAGGAAUGCCAGCCAUAGCCUUUUUUAUUCUCUAUAGAAAGAGAGCCCUAUUGGAUAGACCAGAACAACAGAAGUACUUACUCAUCUUAUACCAAGGAUUGAGACAGGAUGCUUUCUACUGGGAAUUUGUAAAUACCUUCAGAAAGUUUGUAAUACUCUUGUUCAAUGUAUUUUUAAGCAUAUAUGACCCAUACUACAGAAUUCUUGGAGCAAUAAUUUCAUUGAUAAUCUUGAUAAGGAUUCAAGAGAGAUUAAAGCCAUACAAAAAUCAAUCUAAUAAUAGAAUAGAAGUUAUCGCAGUCUUUGCAGCAGUAGUAACUCUCUACUGAACACUUGUGUUUGUAACAGAUCAAGCGAGGCUCAAUUCAGUUUACUAUGGAAGCCUCAUCUUGCUGUUUAUAGUGAAUAUCUUCUUCCUGGUGCAUUGGUCCUAUCUUGUUUUAUGAUAUUUGAAUUACAAGCAUCCAUAUUUCAUAGUUUUCAUGAGAAUAUAUAGUUUCGUUUUAUGAAAAAACGGGAAUCAAUUUAAGCAAGAAAUUAAAAAUAAGAAGUUAAUUACUUAUCAAAACACUAAAAAGAAAAGAUUGAAGAAAAAGAGUAGAAAAAGGAUAAUUUCUAAAGCAAUGAAGAAAAGUAGAGUCCACAACGCAUGUGGUGGAAGAUUGGCUUUCAAACCUCCUACUUUUUCCCUCAAGAAGAGCAAUAGAUACAAAGAGAAUUCUGUUAUACAGCCUAUUGAUACUAGCGCUUCAAGGGUCAAUAGCACUACAGUAAUGAGGAUAAAUCCUUCAGAACGAAUCAUAGCUAAAAAUCCUCAUAGAUUUAAAAGACCUAGAAUUCAUUCAGUUAGUGAAAGAGAUGAUGAAUAA